Molecule: messenger RNA, 2088 nt
Organism: Bipolaris sorokiniana ND90Pr
Lineage: Eukaryota; Fungi; Ascomycota; Dothideomycetes; Pleosporales; Pleosporaceae
Exons: 4
Coding region: 94-1875 (593 amino acids)
Biological process (GO): regulation of DNA-templated transcription
Molecular function (GO): zinc ion binding; DNA-binding transcription factor activity, RNA polymerase II-specific
Source: RefSeq, a predicted model, not a curated record
CCCGUACCCGGUCAUGCCACACCUACAUUUGGAUACAAAAUGCUGAGAUGAGUGUCUCCAAUACCGGUGCAUGGGUAAGAGCGCUUGUACACAAUGGUGUAUCGCGGCAAGCCUUCAGCUGCAUGCGCUGAAUGUAGGAAACUGCGCAGCCGGUGUGACAAGAAACAGCCUGCCUGUGGACAGUGCAUCAAGGCUGGCCGUAGCUGCUCAGGGUACCGCAACAUGGUCGACCUCAUGUUCCUCGAUGAGAGUAGCCGAGUGGUUACACAGAACCGGGGUCGCAUUUCGGCCAGGAAAAUGCUUCUGGACGAUGAUCAUGCCAGCAAGAUGUCAGUUCAACGACCCAAAAAUCAAAAACCACACGAACCUCCUUUGCGAUUAGCUGGCUUCGUCAUGUAUCAGCCUCUGGACGAUCUUGGGGUCAACUUCUUCAUGAAUAACUUCAUCGUGGACGAUCCAAACAUGUCGUUGAUCCACUAUCUCCCCGGCUACUAUGCCAGAUCAGGUUUCUCUGGUCCUGCACUACGACAGAUGUGUGCAGCUGUCGGGCUAGUCAGCCUUGCGAACAAAUCUCACAGGAAGGAUAUGCUGGAUGCAGCCACAAACAACUACGCUACUGCAAUACGAGUUAUUAACGCUGCUCUAUUGUGUCCAAAGAAGGCAGCUCAGGACUCUAUACUUACAUCUAUAUUCAUGGCAGCCAUGUUCGAAGCCCUACUCAUCCCACGGCAUGUCGGCAUGGAUAACUGCUGCACGCAUCUAGCAGGUGCUGUGUCAGUGGCACACUUAAUUUUGAAGCAGGAGAGACAGACCGAUGUCACGAUACAACAAUGCACGGCACUAGUUAAGACUGUCAUCAUGAACUGCUGGGUUCAACAGAUAUCUCUACCGCCUAACUUUUCCGAGUUUAAGAAUCUAGUGGAAAAGAAAGCUGCACGCAUUUCGGUACACGACAUGUUCUUGAACAUCGUCAUGGAGUUGCUCCAGUUCAAGAAUGAAGUUCAGAACUCAAUACAAAACGACCCUGCUGCUAUUAUAGGAAAAGCUUUGGCUAUCGAUAGCUCUCUAGAGGAUUUUUCCCGUACAUUGGACCGUCAAAUUCCAUUUGAAUCUGUUCAAAUACCUGCUGAUGAGAGUGAAUGCCUAGCAUACAAAGGAUACUAUCAUAUAUACCCUCAACACCUCCACGCCCAUCUAUGGAACAAUGUUCGUUCAUCCCGCAUACGCCUCCACCAGCUCACCAUGCGGCAAUCUCGAUGUCUCGCGCCGACCCCAAAACUAAGCGCUCAAGAAGCAACAUCCGAAGCAGUCAUCAUUGCAAUGGCCACAGAAAUGAUCGCGAGCGUGCCCCAGCUAGCAGGCUACCUCGAAGACCUUGAAGCACCAACUACACCCGUCAUACGCACCGCACCAACCCCAGAAGGUAUCUCCUAUGAACUGAGAUAUCCAACACAGCGAUGUGCCGCUGCUCGCACCCCCGAAUCCAACCCUCACAGUUUCUACCACAUACUGUACCAGCUGUACAUCUACGGAGCUGAAUCUUGUUUACCACAAUCAAUGAGGCUCUGGAUCCAGCAACGUAUAGCGUGGAUGGAAAAUAAAGCAAACCCCGUUGAGCUGGUGAGCUUGCAGGACAUAGUCAGGCGCCAGCUAUGGAGUGUUUCUUCAAUAAACAGUGAUAAACAAUUUGUUGAGUUUGUUGGCGAAGCGGAGUCGCCUGCUUAUUUGGCAUUUGACGCCAACGCAUGCGCGAUAGAGAAACCGGUGACUACGGGGUUUCGAAUUGGUGGGAAUGACUUUUUACAUCGUGAGGCGGUUUCAGCGGGGGGUAUGCAUAGUUGUUCUAGUGUUGCCUGCAGUAUCUGUAAUCUUUGAUGAAAAGGUGAUUGCAUUGGGCUGUUGUUAGGUAUGCGCCACAGGGUACAGUUGAUCGUUGAUCUUUUUUUCCAUAUGUUGGUAUCUCGGUUAGUUAGAUAGAUCGGGGGGAAAUUUAGAAUUUGCCACUGAGUAUGUCGAGUCUAUUAGACUUGGGAUCAAUCAAAUCAAUCAAUCCGAGGGUCAUUUUUGAACUGAUUGACCCUGGAGGAC